GGAACAUUUCUCACCAUCACCGGCUUUGCGCAGGAACAACAAUAAGACUGUUUUCAAGCUUUUCUUUUCUCUUUGAAAGAGGUAGUUUUAUAAAGUUUAAAGACGUUGGAUAUUUAUAUAUACAAGUUAUUUUCUGUUUAUUAAGCCAAAAUUGCUUCUUUCGUGCCUCUUCAACAAAGAGUACUCGGAGAGAUCAUUCAUCCCAAAGCUAAACGUCUUUUGUGUAUUUCGGAAUGUUUUAAUUUUUGUGAUUUUAAACGCAUAAUUUAUCAUAGUAUUUAUUAUACUAUAUAACACAUUUUGACAGUAGAUUCGUUCCGCAGUCAACCACAGGCGGCUUCGCGUAUUAAAAGUGUUUCUUAAGCUCCAGUUUUGCGUGGUUUCGUUCAUUUUGCGUGAAAAAUGAUCCGGAUACCAAGAGGGAUUUCUCCUGCUUCUGGAAGAGGCGCAGUCUCAGGACUCUCAGGUUCACAGAAGAAAACGCUGCCCGCAAUGAGGACGGAUUUCUUCAACACGGGACUCGCAAGCCCACCGAUGAAUUCGGUACCGACUGGAUACUUCACUCAAAUCGGGAACACGACAGCUGCGGAGCAGAGACCCAACUGCCUGUAUGCGACCCCCCACGGGCCUGAACCUAAGCCGGUGCGGACAUCCUCUGGUCGGCUACCGGCCAAACGGAGACUAGAUCUGGAAGAGCCGCUUUAUCUCCCAGAAUUCCGUACACCAAAAGGGAAAGGACACUCGGCAUCUGCGAGAGUACAGAGCCCCAAAACCCCCAAGUCUCCAGGCGAGCGCACUCGUUACGACACGUCGCUCGGGCUGCUUACUAAGAAGUUUGUGGGAUUAUUGAGUGAAGCGGCAGACGGGGUUCUGGAUUUGAACUGGGCCACAGAGGUUCUGGAGGUUCAGAAGAGACGCAUCUACGAUAUUACAAACGUUCUGGAGGGGGUGCAGCUCAUUCGCAAGAAAUCCAAAAACAACAUCCAGUGGCUGGUCAGUGGUGUGUUCGAAGGCUCAACCAGCAAUUCAGAGAAGACCAGCGCUCUCAGGAAAGAGCUGUAUGAACUAGACAGGCAGGAGAAACUUCUGGAAGACCUCGUUCAGUCCAGCUCGGCACAGCUACGAGAACUGACAGAGAACAAAGACAACCAAAGAUUAGGAUAUGUGACCUACCAGGACAUUCGUACUAUAGCCAGCUUGAAAGAGCAAACCGUGAUCGCUGUGAAAGCACCAUCUGAGACCAAACUGGAAGUGCCGGAAGCAUCUGAGGGUUCGCUGCAGAUCUACUUGAAGAGCAAAAAUGGCCCGAUCGAGGUGUACCUGUGUCCGGAGGAAUGUUUAGAGGACAGUAGUCCCAUCAAAAAUGCCACACCCAGAAAAGAUUACCCACAACCCUCCAGCACCACCACACCCUCUCUCCUACCACCUGUUAAACCCCAUCCAGUAGAGGGUUUGGUGUCAAAAACUCAGCCCUCAUUGACAAACACCAGUGGUAACGCGUCCCUUCUCGAUGUGGAAGGGAUUCUGGAUCUGCCUCCAAGCCUUCUGCAGAUCACAGAAGACCAGCUGCCUUGUACGGCCUUCACAUCCGACCCCUCUGGCCCUUUUGUUAGUUUUUCCCCUCAGCUCACUCAUGAGGACUACCUCUGGGGUCUGGAGGAUGGAGAAGGUGUAUCUGACUUCUUUGACACAUACGAUCUCGGAGAUCUGCUCAAAACAUAAAUCAUCAAUGCUUGAAGUCCUGGUCCUGUUUUACUAAACAUUAACUAAUAGGAUGAAAAAAUCAAUUGUAAUUGGUUUUAUGUGGACACAGAUUCCUUUUGCAACACAUUAUGACACAGAUUGAAGGCUUAAGGAUAAAGUGCACUUCCAAAUUGGCUUAACUGGUUCUGUUCUGGAUGAUAAAAUGGGCCUCAAAUUUUUUUUUUAUAUAUAGCUUAUCACCGCCCCCUAGAGGUGAUUGGGUUUAUUUACACUAUGAAGCCAUUUCUUUAUUCCAUCAGCCAUAAAAUUACAAGGUAUUUUUGAUUGCAUAGUUUAGCUAUAGAUAUUUUUGACAACAUAAAACGUAUUUGUCAUGUAAUUUUUGUCAAGUGUUUGCCUAUGGGCAAUAUUGUUGGUCUUUAUAACUUCAAUUAAUGACCAAAAUGUCAGACAUUAGUAACUGCCUUGUAUCUAGGUAUGAGCUAGAACAUACAGUUGUAUCUUAUUUUUAGUAAUUAUUGAAUGAGAUGAAACUCAGGUAAUUUGUGAAGCUUUUUGUAGAGCUUUCAUAAUUGUGUUACUGUCAAACAUUGCCAGUAGAUGGCUGUGUGACCAUUUGAAGUUGCACAAAGGUGCUUUUAAAGAAAUGUGCAGUUGAGACAUGAAACAUCUAUAACAUGUACAUAAAGUAAUAAUUUAUACCUUUGCUUCAUAACCAUAACAAAUUCAGAACUACACUUCUAAAAAGCAGUCAUUCAGAAUUAGUCUGUUCUGGAUAAAAUCAACGUUCAGAUUUUAAGAAAUGGUGCUACUUUGUUCGUUCUACCUCCAUCUUUUGGUUUAAACCAGUGAGGUAGUGAUCUUUCCUGUGGCACUAAACAAUGAUUAUGUAGUGCCAUAAAAAGCUGGGAAAAGCUAGCUUUUCAUCAUUGACAUUGUCUGUUCACCAGCAGCCUCAGGGAAUGUUCAGAUCUGGCAGCUAAAUUUAACAUUUCCAUAUGCAUUAGUCAAACUGAUGGAAUCAUGUUUUCUGAGGUCUUAAGUUUUUCUUGUGAAAUAGUAAUGGUAGCUCAGGGUUCACUGCUUCACCUCUUGGAGCAGUUUUGGGAUGUUUAAUGGGAUCUGACAGAAACCUUUAAUACUGUUUGAACACUGAACUGCUGGGUAUACAACGUGAACUUUGUUUCUAGUGUUUUCUAUUGGAGUUGGGAUUCUUGCCCCACUUGUAUGGUAGGUUUUAUGGCGGCCUAGACAAAGCAGAAUUUAACUGUUUACAUCUGGUGUGCGUAAAAAUGUAGUUAUAAACUACAGACUUUGAAAACACCCAUCUUUUAUGCAGUUUAGUAGGGAGUGUGGCUUGAACUAAGUUGAUGUUUAAAACUACACUCCCACAUCCAGCUGUAGUGUGUGUGUUCUCGAACGACAAAACAUGUAUACAUGUAUACCUGUAUAAUAUACAGUAUACCAGCAUUCUUGAACUUUGAUCUGAAGACUUUCUAACAUCUAGUUAAACCUACUGUUUCUUCUGUUCCCUGGAGUUGUGGUAACAUGGAUUCAGCAUUUGUUUAAGGUUGCCUAUUACAUACAGUUCAUCUGAUCAAAUAUCAAAAUCAGAUUUGAUAUUUGUCUCGUUCACUUGUAGAUGCCUUCUGAGGUGUGUACAAAACUCAUCUGGGAUUAAUUUCAUGCAACUGUCCCAUAUGCGGACAUAUGUCCUGUCCUAACAAACUUGAAAAAUGUGUGUAUGUACAGUAUAUGCAUGAGUGUGCUGAGGCAUGUUUAGAGUUAACAGUUUUGUGAAUUUGAUUGUAGUGUUUAGUGAUUGUCUGGGAUUGUUUCAAUUUCUAAAUAAGCAUUAUGUUAUUAAAAUUGUACAGAAUGGUUUUGUAUUUAUAGGUUUUGUAAUUGAAGGAAUUUGGUAAUUGUCUCAGGAUGUAUCAUUUUUCAAAGACCGUCUGUUUAACAGGCAGCACUUAACAUUUGAUAUUGUGGUGUUUCAAUAAAUAAA
This is a messenger RNA of Triplophysa rosa, 3712 nucleotides long. RefSeq names its product E2F transcription factor 2 (gene e2f2). The coding region runs from base 403 to 1722 and encodes 439 amino acids. Gene Ontology annotation, biological process: regulation of transcription by RNA polymerase II. Gene Ontology annotation, molecular function: protein dimerization activity; RNA polymerase II cis-regulatory region sequence-specific DNA binding; DNA-binding transcription factor activity, RNA polymerase II-specific. Lineage: Eukaryota; Metazoa; Chordata; Actinopteri; Cypriniformes; Nemacheilidae. The record is from RefSeq and is a predicted model, not a curated record. Gene Ontology annotation, cellular component: RNA polymerase II transcription regulator complex. The transcript has 7 exons.